Molecule: messenger RNA, 676 nt
Organism: Leptopilina heterotoma
Lineage: Eukaryota; Metazoa; Arthropoda; Insecta; Hymenoptera; Figitidae
Product: zonadhesin-like
Exons: 5
Coding region: 102-593 (163 amino acids)
Source: RefSeq, a predicted model, not a curated record
GUAAUAAAAAAAGCAAACAGUAAGCAGUACAUAAAAAUCGAUUCCUCAUCGAGAAUUUGUCAGUUGCUUUUGAAAAUUUUUAAGCGCAUCAUUCAAUAAAAAUGUCUCCAAUCACUAUUACUUUUUUUAUUGUGUUAGUUGUAUCUGCAAGUACAGUAAAUGCUCAACCACGACCUCCACAACGUUGUGGACGAUUUGCAUCGUAUAGCAAUUGUGCUUCACGUUGUCCAGCAAGUUGUGAAGGAUUAAAAAAUCCCAAUCCCAUGAUGUGCGCUGCGGACUGUGUAUAUGGCUGUAGAUGUUAUCCAGGUUAUAUAAGAAUAUCGGGAACAAAUCCAGAUUGUAUGUUGGAAUCCGACUGUCCCCAUUUAAAUACUGGUACUACAAGGAGACCAGUUGAACCAAUUCGAGAUUGUGGACCAAACGCAGUUUGGGUUAAAUGUGCCACUGUUUGUCCAGAAACUUGUGAAACUAUAAAAAAUCCACAGCCUGUAUUUUGUACUAAACAAUGCUACAGAGGCUGCGUAUGUCAAGAAGGCUUUGUUAAGAGAACAAAGGAGAGUGUAGAAUGUAUUUUACCUGAACAAUGUUAAUAAUGAGACUGAAGAAAAAUAUAAUUAUAUUUACUCUUGUAUUGGCAUAUUUUUAACUUAAAUAAAUUCUCUUUCAAAAUUUA